Messenger RNA from Phoenix dactylifera (date palm), 1146 nucleotides. RefSeq lists its product as uncharacterized. The record is from RefSeq and is a predicted model, not a curated record. NCBI's taxonomy places the organism in Eukaryota, Viridiplantae, Streptophyta, Magnoliopsida, Arecales, Arecaceae.
UAACUCGGCCCCAAACAAGCCUGCUCGCGUUUUCUUCUCCACUCUCACUCUCUCUCUCUGCUAUUCUUCGCUAAUUAAAUUACACCCACCUAUAAUCUUGAUGGAGGAAGUUUCCGUUUCCGGCAACAACAAGAGGUGCCGUGAGGAGUCGUUGGAAUCGGAGGCGAAGCGCCUCCGCGCCGACUUCCUUCUCGAUAUCCUCGACGACGACGAGGAGGAUGGGGACGCCGGCGACCGGUAUCCGGCCACCCAGGACCUGGCGUCCGUCAUGAGGAGCCUCGAGGAGGAGAUUUCCCUCCCACUUCCUCCUCCUCCUCCUCCUCUUCCUUCUCCUCCGGUGCCGGCGGGACCGGCGUCGGACCUGAGCGAUCCUCCGCGCCUGGCCGAACUCGGUUAUCUUCUUGCGGCGUCGGACGACGAGCUUGGCCUCCCGCCGGCUGCCCCGUCAUCGUCGUCGUCGUCGUCGUCGUCUUCGCCGCCGCCGGAGGCGGCGGAGGACGCCGGGUUGGGUCAGAUCUGGAGUUUUGAUGACGAGAUUUCGGGGUGCUACGAUGGAGUUGGAUUCGGGAUCCGGCCGGAGGAGGAGUUGCAGGACGGCUUGGUCUUCGACGACGGUCUCUUCGAUUAUGCCGACGAAUUGUUCUGUGCGCCCUCUGAUUGCUCGUGGCGAGCGGAAUCGAUGCCUGCCGUCUGAUGUGCCUUUCCGUGGUCUCUUGCUUUUAGUUUUUUUUUUACAUUUUCCCCAUAGAAGACCGUGUAAAUUUUAGGUAAGAAAGAGUAGGGGAACGAGAGAAACAAAAAGAACUCGUGGAAAAGACUUGGCAUCUCCUACAAUUUCCCUUUCGUUUUCUUUUAACUUUGUGUUUGAAUGCAAGUCUAGAAUAAACCAAGGGAAGUAGACUCGAUGAAAUAUCUAGUCUAGAAUUAAGUUAAUAUGUUUGUUGCGAGAAAAGUGGAACGAGAUCACGUGACGGGCUGUCCAGAUUUUGGCUUGUCCGGGGCCCUCUUUUAAAAAAAGAAAACGAUUCCUUUUCCCAGAAAAAGAAAACAUCCGAAGAAAAGCGUAUUUUGCGGAAUAAUGGAUUCCCUCUGGAAAACUAGAUCUUAAAUUGAGACAUCAACAAGAGGAAAACUUGAUCUCUGUAA